Messenger RNA from Durusdinium trenchii, 2550 nucleotides. The record is from the annotation of a GenBank genome assembly. Lineage: Eukaryota; Dinophyceae; Suessiales; Symbiodiniaceae.
AUGGUGGAGGGCCCUGCGAAGCGCCAGCGUGUGGACGAGAACUCCGAACCGAACAGGCAGAGCGUGACUGAUGAGCAGAAGGCCAUUGUGGAAAAGAACCGGCAGGUGGCGCUAGCGCGGCGCAGCGCCCAAACCGAGCAGAGGAUCCGGCAGAAUCGUGAGGCUGCGUUGGAGCGAAGGCGUCAACGCCUGGAGCUCUUGAAAGGCAGCCAAGAAUGCCAGGACGUUCUGCAGAAUAUCUCCAAUCAGAGUGGAGAGGACUUGCAGCAGCCCACCUCCAAAGAAGAUGACGCAGGGAAGCAGGAGGUGCUGCAGAACAUCUCCAAGGAAAAGGCUCAAUUCAAUCAGAGUGGAGAGGACUUGCAGCAUCCUACCUCCAAAGAAGAUGAGGACAGACAGGAGCAUGCGUUGCUGAACAUCUCCCAGAAACAGGCUGAAGUGAAUCAGAGUGGAGAGGAGAUCUCGCAGCAAGAUGCGGCCACGCUGGCCAUGGCUCAGGACCAUCAGCCCACCCAUGAAUCGUCCGCAGUCGAGGACAUGGAGGAAUCUUCUGAGUGUGCCUUCGAGCUGACAUCAGGUUCUGAGUCCAGCCUGAGCUCUCGUGAGUCCAGCCUGAGCAGCUCUGAAUCCUCCAGCUCGGAGAGUUCAGGAGAGGAGGAAGACAAAGAGGAAGAUCAGGAUCAUCAGGAGAUUCUUGCAACAGCAAAGACAGAGGACCUCGAAGAGGAUCUUGUAGAACAGGAGGAGGACGAGGGUCCAGUUGAUCUCAAGAUCUGUCGCGAAGCACGACCGCGUGGCGAACCAGAGUGCUGCACCCAACGAUGGGCGCCAGUGGAGUUGCAAGGUCUAAGCACCGGUGAGGUGCCAGCAGCAAAGACGCGCGAGCGCAGUGCGAAGCAGGCGCUAGUGGCCAAGCUUCUCUGCCGCUGGUGGUAUGUUCUCCCAGAUUGGCCGCCCAAGGACUUUGACUACACGGCUGCGUUGGCCGAAGCAGGUUUUCGCGCGGUGUCAGUGGAAGAGUUCGAGCAGGAAGCAGAGCUAGAGGGCAACUUGAGGAAGGUCUUUGCUUUGCCAAACGGCUAUCCUGGACUCUACCGCGAUGAGCAGGGCUGCUUGAUUGACGUUCGCCCUGUGAAGGGCCGGCCGUCCUAUGAUCAGCUGAUGUUGAGGAGCAAAAGCGAGCUCCACAAACUCCUGGUCUUGGCCUACACCCGACAACUGGAGGUCUUAGAGUCCCGCGCGCGCUCGAAUGAUUUGGAGACGUUGCGACAGCAACUGCGGCAGGAACUGGCACAGGUCGGCAGUACGGAGUUGGAAGACACAUCCAGCAACUCUGAGGACAUGUUGAACCGAUAUCAAGCGAAAGAGGAGGCCUGCAACUUCUUGCUGAAGUGCGAGAAGUUCUUUGCCGACUACGUCGGUAUGAAGUAUGCACUGGCUUUGAACAGCGGUGGGAUUGCCAUCAGCCUUGGCCUAGAAGGUAUCAAGCGGGUGAUCUUUCCGGAGGAUGACGUGGAUCAGAUCCGUGUUUACUCGAACGCCUUUACGUUCAAUGCAGUACCUGCAGCUUGUGUGGUCGCUGGCUUUCGCAACACUCUGAAGCUCAUUGAGGCGACACCCGAGCUGACCAUUGAUCUAGAUCACUGGGAGGCGUGCAUCAAGGAGGACUUGGAGUCCAAGAGAUUUGCACCAGGGAAGAUGAUCCUCGUGCUCUCCUAUAUGCGCGGACGCGUGCCAGACAUGCACAAGGUGAUGGACAUCUGCAAGAAGUACGAGGUGCAACUCUUGGAAGACUCCGCACACGGCUAUGGCUGCUCCUUCGAUGGCCAGAAGUGUGGCUCGUUUGGUGUGGUUUCAACAAUCUCUACGCAGGCGAACAAGCUGGUGAACACCGGUGAGGGUGGUAUGAUUCUUACCAGCAACGAUGCCAUGCAAGCCUUCUUCAUUUUCUCCGCAGGCAGCUAUGAAGAGCUGUGGAAGAAGCACGAAUCUAUGACGCCACCUGAAGAGGUAGCCCUGAAGUUCAAGUACACGACCGUGAACAAAUCGGUGCGGAUGACCAAUAUCCAAGGUGCUAUCAUGUUUCCGCAGCUGAGCGUCAUGGAUGAGCGCAUCGAUCAGCACAACGCGAUGUAUAGUGUUUUGAUGUCAACAACAAUUGAGAAGCUUGAGGCCCUGAAACCUGGAAGCAGCAGACGGGUUUACUUCAUCCCGCAGGUACACGAGCUCGUUGGUCCGGUCUUCGACUCCAUGCAGAUGCAAAUUCGCGACAGCAAUGGGGAAGUAGCUGCAGAGGAGCAUCCGGGCCUGAACGGCUUUUUAAAAGAGAUGCAAGGUCGCAAGCAUGGCAUCGCGAAAUUCUCCGACCCAGCAAAUGCUCGGAAUUUCUUGUCCUGGCAAUAUUUGAAGCCAGAAGAUGUGUUAGCUGACGCGCUCCCCAAAACCACCAAGAACCUCCUGAACGUUUGUGAUCUUCGACUACUUUGUCAUGACACGGAGGCGCACGGAGAGGAUUUCAGAUCACUUCCUCUUGCGCACGUGAGGAUAUGA